ACGACGACGACUGAGUAAAAUGUUACCAACAAGACCGAGGAGGAGGAGGAGGAGGAGGAGGAGAGUACCUUUAUGGCGGCCACCGGAGCGGGAGUUUUGACGGCCGCCUCCUGCUUCUCGCCGCUCCGCCACCGCCGCCGCAUUCAUGCUCAAUUGCAGCCGAAAGUUUCUGUUACGGCUCGAGAGUCAGUUCCGGCUACCGUACUACAAAGUUCAACCACGACUAAUGGUGGCUCCCACAACGGGAGGUUAGAGAAGAGGUCUGAAGCCACGCGGAUGGGUCAAAAGCACGACUCGGUGGCCAAAUCGGAGGGUGAGUCGUCGUCGUCGUCGCCGUUUGGUUUGAAGGAUUACUAUGAGCAGUCGAUUGGUAUGAUGAGAUCCAACGACGGUGGACCGCCUCGUUGGUUUUCACCGUUGGAGUGCGGUGCUCCAUCUAGCGACUCUCCUCUCUUGCUCUUUUUGCCCGGGUUUGAUGGCGUGGGACUUGGACUUAUGUUGCAUCAUCAAAGACUUGGAGAGAUUUUUUAUUUGUGGUGCCUGCACAUCCCCAUCACGGAUCGGACACCAUUUACAGAACUGGUGAAGCUGAUUGAGAGAACAGUUAGGUCAGAGAAUCACCGUUCACCUGGCAGACCCAUAUACCUUGUUGGAGAGUCUCUUGGAGGAUGCCUUGCCCUAGCUGUUGCUGCCCGGAACCCUGAUAUUGAUCUUAUGUUAAUUUUGGCUAACCCAGCCACAUGUUUCAGCAAUUCACAGCUGCAACCCAUACUACCUUUCCUGGAAAUAAUGCCCGAGCAGCUCCAUUUUGGCAUGCCUUAUUUGCUGAGUUUAUUGACAGGAGCACCUUUGAGGAUGGUGACGGCUACAGUGGAGAAAGGGCUUCUUCCUCUGCCACAAACAGUUGGAGAGCUAUCCAAGGCUAUUAUAAAUUUGUCUUCUUACCUUUCUGUUCUGGCUGAAGUUUUACCUGGAGAUACACUUCUCUGGAAGCUGCAGAUGCUCAGAUCAGCUUCAGCAUAUGCAAAUUCACGUCUACAUGCUGUCAAAUCCCGGACCCUAAUACUUUCCAGUGGGAAGGAUCAGCUACUACCAAGUCGAGAGGAAGGGGAAAGACUUCGUCGUAUUUUGCCAAAAUGUGAGAUUCGUAAGUUCAGUGACAGCAAUCAUGCCAUACUCUCGGAAGAUGGUGUUGAUCUGGUAACUAUCAUAAAGGGUUCUAGUUUCUAUCGUCGUGCAAAGGUCCUUGACUAUGCCUCUGAUUACUUUCCACCAAGCCCUUCUGAGUUCAAGAAAAUCUAUGAAUCGUGCAGAUGGAUUGAGGUUGCUACUGCUCCUGUGAUGCUGUCAACCUUAGAGAAUGGGAACAUUGUGAAGGGCCUUGCCGGGAUUCCUUCCAAGGGACCGGUCUUAUUUGUUGGCUAUCACAUGUUGUUAGGUUUAGAAGUAAUUUCAUUGGUAUCCCGUUUCUGGGCUGAAAGAAACAUUCUUGUGCGAGGGAUAGCACACCCGAUGUUGUUUGAGGGUUCAAAUACUACAGUUGAUGUAUCAGCAUAUGACACGUUAAGAGUUAUGGGGGCAGUUCCCGUAUCAGGAAGUAACUUCUAUAAACUUCUUUCUUUGAAUUCCCAUGUGCUGCUUUAUCCAGGAGGCGUGCGUGAGGCUCUUCAUCGGAAGGGUGAGGAAUACAAGUUGUUCUGGCCAGAACGGUCUGAGUUUGUCAGAAUGGCAGCAAGAUUUGGAGCAACAAUUAUACCUUUUGGUGCUGUUGGAGAAGAUGAUUUGGCUCAGGUUAUCUUUGAUUAUGAGGACCAAAUGAAGAUUCCUUUUUUGAAGGAUGAACUUGAGAAAAUGAGAGAAGGGAUUGUCACAUUGAGGACUACCGUUGAUGGAGAGAUUGGAAACCAAGAUCCACACCUUCCACUACUGCUGCCUAAACUUCCCGGACGUUUUUAUUACUUGUUCGGAAGACCAAUAGAAACAGAAGGGAGGAAGCUGGAAUUAAGGGACAGAGAGAGAACACAGGAAAUGUAUGUGGAAGUCAAGUCUGAGGUUGAAAGAUGCAUGGCUUACCUGAAGGAGAAAAGAGAAAAUGAUCCAUACAGGAAUAUCUUGCCUCGGUUAAUUUAUCAGGCGACACAUGGAUUUGAUUGUGAAGUCCCAUCCUUUGAACUUUAAUCGGUUACCCCCAUGGAAGGUUAGCUUCAUGCUUUGUUUGGUAAAUAGAAAUGUAUUCUUCAGGGGGAAACAAAUCAUGGGGUACGAUAUGGCUUACCGCACGAAUGCCCCAACUUGUAAGCUUUUAUGUACCGUGCUCGGCUCGCAGAUGGCUAUCCUCAAUCCUCAAGAGUUCUGUUUAUGCUGCUUGUGAAUUAGUCGAAUCUUCUCAGGGAAGCCAAUUUAUGCAGUAGGAACUAUGGCAGCCCAUUCCAUUCAUUAGACAUUAGCACAAGUGUUAAACUGCUUGUUUCAGCUCCUCUUAUUUGACUGUCCCUAGUUUUCCUCUUGUUUCUCCCCACUAUCCAGAUUGACCUUAGACAUCAGGCUUCGAUGGUGAUUUUUGAAAAAUUGUUAUCUGCAUUCUGCAGAUUAUAAGUAUACUUGGGAACAGUUUUAAGAUAAGAGUGGCAUUGCUUCAAUCAUUAUUCAAUUGGAUGUUCAGACCAUUUACAUCUAGCUAAUUUUUUUUUGUAUUUUUCUCCUUGGAUUGAUAAAUUCCCUUAAGUGUUAAACACCACCUCAUUUGAGAAGGGAGGAAACUGUUUUUUUUUUUUUUUUUUGAAAAGGUCAUUCAUUCAAGCCCAUCGGGCAAAAGAUUUCAGAACAAAUACAGGAGAGAACCAAAGCAACCUAAACGUCGAUCUCAAGUACCUACUGCCGAAGCAGGCCCCGCGAUAACGCCGGUACAUAAGAACCAAUCUUGGUCUAGAUAACAGAGGAUCAAAAGAGAUUCACAGCUCAAACUCGUAAACAAUAAAGCAUCGCUGAAAUCAAAAGGCAAAACAACAACAAAUCAACUAAAA
This is a messenger RNA of Rhododendron vialii, 3023 nucleotides long. Its product is annotated as phytyl ester synthase 2, chloroplastic-like. Gene Ontology annotation, cellular component: membrane. The record is from RefSeq and is a predicted model, not a curated record. Bases 73 to 2178 code for a protein of 701 amino acids. Lineage: Eukaryota; Viridiplantae; Streptophyta; Magnoliopsida; Ericales; Ericaceae. The transcript is spliced from 14 exons.